Molecule: messenger RNA, 12736 nt
Organism: Cavia porcellus (domestic guinea pig)
Lineage: Eukaryota; Metazoa; Chordata; Mammalia; Rodentia; Caviidae
Product: zinc finger protein 84
Exons: 5
Coding region: 6368-8584 (738 amino acids)
Biological process (GO): regulation of transcription by RNA polymerase II
Cellular component (GO): nucleus
Molecular function (GO): DNA-binding transcription factor activity, RNA polymerase II-specific; RNA polymerase II transcription regulatory region sequence-specific DNA binding
Source: RefSeq, a predicted model, not a curated record
GGCGCCUUUCUUCUGUCACGCGCGCGCACGCGGCUGUCCGGGUCUUUGUCUUCCAUCCCGCUGGUUAAGGCCUUAAUUUAAAAAGCAGAAUUAUACUGUUGCCUGUUGGGACAAUUAAAAUGUGUUUAGUGUGCAGCACUUUCAUGAACAGAUUAAAAUAGACGUCACUUAUGAUGCAGUGACAGGAGGUUUCACAGCAUUUGGUACCAUCCUCUUUGUCAAAAUACGUGUGUUUUUAAAUGAAUUUUACCUUUUCAUAUUUCCUUUAAAAAAUUAGGAAUAUGCUGCUUACAUUCAUUAUAUUGCAUUAUUAUUAUCGUUUCUUAACUUGAAAUAUUUAAAGUUUAAGCUCACCUGGAGACUUUUUUCACCUGGUUCCUAAUGACAUCUUUCUCUCUUGGGUUUAUGUUUAAACUAUCCUGUAGUCAUCAGUUCUGGAAGGAACUGUGUUGCAGCUGUAUUCAAAAUGUAAACGGGAACACUGGAAGCCUUUGCACACUCCAAACUGUAGUCCUGCAAAGUAAUGUGGUCACAGGUUCUGGGGAGAACAUCAUAAGUCCAGGGGUCCAGGUAUGGCACUUCCAGAAUUUGUUACAGAUGUUGGAAAUGGCCCAAUCUAUUACAUUUUACUGGUUUUCUUUGCUGGGUGUUAGUAUGUUUUUAAAAAAGGGAACUCAGUGUGAUGGUGCACACCUGUAAAUCUCAGCAUUGAAGGAGAUUUGAGUUCCACCUGGGCAACUUAAUAAGCCCCUGUAUUAAAAAACAAAAAAACUGGGAAUGAAACUCACAAAGCUAUAGAGCUUUAGAUAUAGUUCAAUAGUAGAGUGCUUGGUCUCUACCCCUAGAUUCAAUCCUCACUACAGACACCCCCCCCCCCCACCAAAAUGUAGAGUGUUUAACAUCUGACAGCUACAAAGUAAAUGUUUUUAUUCUCUGCUCUUCUCAAAUAUUCUGUGGAAUCUGAAGAUAAGUUGAACAUUGGGAUGUGAGUGAAAGUUUUCUUUUUCUUCUGAAGAUAAAUUGAAAAACUCGUUUCUAGGAGAGCUACAGUGCUGUACAGAAACCUGCCAAGGUAAAAUACAAAACAACAAAGUUAAAAUAGGCCAAAUUGUAUGGUAAGGACUUGGGUUUCUGUUUGCUGUGGGGCCCUGUGAGCCUGAACAGAAGACAAUCCAGGGCAUUUGCCUCAGGGCUCAACUUCCAGAAACAGUUGUUUAGUGAAGUCAGGCAUAAGUGUUCUUAGUAACAAACCUAAAAGCAUCAAAAAUAUUUUUAAACUAUGCUGAUUGUUUUAUCACAUUUGUUUCACCUGAGAUUCUCAACCGCUGGUGUUCUGUGCAAUAAAUCUCCCUUGUUUCCACAUAAAUCUUUCCUCUUGACAAGUUUUCACUGAAAUGUAACACCUUGAGGUGGUGCUUGUUUUUGAGAGAGGAUCUCAAAAGGAAUGUGUUAUGCCCAGAUGAUCACCAAGUAGAUUAUAAAAGAAAUUUUAGAGUUAUACUGUGAAUUUGGCUAUUUGUUGUAGUAAAUAUUUUGAAUGCUAAAGUUUUAUUGUUUAUAGUACCAUAUUUUUCCUUCUGUGAGAUGAAACGAAAAAAUAAUACAAAUGGAAUGACAUUUGUAGAUACUUUUUGGUCUUUUGUGUAUGUUUUAUUUGUAUGUAAAUAUAUAUGUAAUAUAUAUGUAUGUAUAUACUUGUUUUUGUUGUUUUUUUUAUGGUUUUGGUGGUAGUUGGAAUAAAACCCAGGAAUUACAUCUCUAGACUUUUUGAGGCAAGGUUUUGCUAAAUUCCCUACAUGCUGGGGAUGGUGGUACACACCUGUGUUCUCAACACUUGGGAGGCUGAGGCAGGAGGAUUACCUCAAAUUCAAGGCUAGCCUGGGCAACAUAGUGAAUCCAAUGUCAGUCUGAACUACAUACUGAGAUUCUGUCUUGAAAAACUGGAAAAAAAAAUCUCUAGAUUUGUAAUCCUCUUGCGUGAGCACCCUGAGUAGCUGGAAUUAAAAGGUACACACCCCAUGCUGCCUAUUUUCUAGCUUUUUAUUGUUGUGUUCAAGAAAGCUAUAGAGCUUUAGAUAUAGUUCAAUAGUAGAGUGCUUGGGUAGUGUGUACACGCUCAAGGUUUACUCCUUUGCACUAUGAAAAAGAAAGAAAAAGCUGGUGAUGCUCUAGACAUGUUUAUGACCCCAGAAUAUUUUUUCUUUUACUUCUUCUUUUCCUCCUUCUAUAAUUCUUUCAAUUUUUGAAGUAGUGGAGAUUGAACUCAGGUCUUUCUCAGUGAACUGUAUCUCUAGCAAUCUCUCACACCCAUGUUAAAAUUUUGACAUAAAGUCUUGCCAAUUUGCUAAGUUAAGUUGUCAAGGCUGGGCUUGAAUUUGGAUUCUCUUGCUUCAGCCUCCCAGAGUCUUAGGAUUACAAGCGUGUGCCACCAUGCCCAGCAGAGAUUUUUUUUAUGUCAUAUAGAAAAAAACUCCUUGCUUUUCAGUGUGAUUGUUAUGGCUUGUGUCUAGGCGUUCCUUCGAAAGAGUCAUGUCAUCAUGGAUUGGGCUUUUCAGAGGUGUCUUGAUCUAGUGCGUGAUACUGAGAUCAAGGGUGUGUGAUUACUAAAUUAGUACACUGAUUGGUUUUUCAUAGUUCUGGGUAGGUUUAUGGUGCCCCACCCUGGAUGAGAGUGCUACCUGCCUUAAGGGCUGCUGGUUGCUUUUGCUGCCUUCUGUGAACUCUUUCUCCUCUGUACUAUGCUGCCAUACCAGCCUGGCUUGGAGCCAGCUGACUAUAGACUGAAACCUCUACAAACUGUGAGCCAAAAUAGACCUUUCCUCCUUUAACCUGGGGCAUUGAGUGUAUUUUCUCAGUAAUGAGAAAAAGUAAGACAGUGACUGUAUAGUUCUGGCUUUUUUGGUUUUUGUUUUUUUCUUUUCUUGAUACUAGGGAUUGAACCCAGGGUCUUCAUACUGAGCUACAUUACCAGCUUAUUUAUUCUGGUAUGGUAUUUAUUCUAUAUGGGGAAUCAAACUCAGGAACUCAUACUUGCCGGGCAGGUGCUGGGUUACUAAGCUAUAUCCCUGGCCCCCCAGUUCUUUAUUUUGAGAUAGGAUCUUAGUCAUUAAGUUGCCCAGGUUGGGGUUGUACUUUCAGUCUUCCUGCCUCAGCCCCAGAAUGAUGGGAUUAUAGCAUCUGCCACUGAGCACAUUUACUAUAUCAGAAUAGCUUCCAGCAUCUCUUAAGUAUUAUCUUAAAGUAAUAAGAUGUAUAUGAGGUAGUGAGAUUAGCAGUAAGACUUCUUAUUUACCUUGUAUACAUUUGAAAAUGUUAUAAGUGUUUGUUGUACUCAGGGAUUGCAAGGAGGACAAGACAAUACAGGACACAUAAUUUAUAGUAUUAUUUAUGAUAAUCAUCCCAAGAGUCAAAUACAAAGAAAGUUCAGGAAAUCUGUCUACAUACUAAAGUCCUAGAGAAUCCAGUCAGGGGCCUGGAUCCUAUGGCAAUAUCCUGCUUGAGUUCAGCUCAAGACCUAGAGCCCAUGAUAGUGCCUCCUACACAUCCAACUAGAGGCCUAGAGCCCUUGGCAAUCACUCAUGAGAGUGUUUCACAGAUCUGCAGCAGGAAGGCCCCAAGGUCAGCAGUAGAAGCUAGAAAGUCUGUGCCAGCAGGGUGAAGGAUCUGUGCCAGUAGGUUGAGGGUUCACUGGAGCCAAGAAGCAAUGCUCAAUAUAAGGAUCAGGGCUUCCCAGAAAAGUACCACAGCUAUCCUCAGUGACAACAAGAUCCCUAGCUCCUCUAACGAUGAGAACAGCGAAGUUCAUAUCAGGAAGCCACCCUUCUCCUGGAGAUUGAGCAGUGCACAUCUUCCUCUCCAGAGCCAGGAAGUAGUGCUCAACACAAGGACUAGAGCUUCCCCAAAGUGAACAGUAGUCAUUCUCAGCAACAAGAUACCUAGCUCUUCCGAUGAUGUUCUCACCCUAAGUUCAUAUCAGGAAGGAAGCUCGACAAGCUCCUCCAGGAGAACCCAUGGCAACAGGAGCACCAGCAGCACCAAACAACAACACUACUCUCCAGGUCUCCUUUCUGUGCUGGCAGCAGUCCUCAGGUGGCCAUCCGCAUUCAGCACCAUGCUGAUUCAGUUCAGCUGGUAUUGUAAGUUGACUACCAGUUAUCAAUCUACCAUGGUGUUUUAGUUUUAUAAUUAUUACUGUUAAGUAUUUUUCAAAUGAUGAUUAUGCUACUGGCUGUUUUAAAGUGCAGAUAUUAUCAAAAUCUAGGCUACAAAAAUGUUAUUUGUAUAACUGGGAGAAACCUUGCUGUAUGUUUCUAAGAUAGCACUGAGAUUUGGAUCACAAAAAGGCUUCUAAGGGAAGAACUUGGUUAAGUGGUACUCUUUAAGAUGAUAAUGGGUUAGAGAGGCUGAUCUUUAUUUGUUGUUAUUCUGGCAUCAGUGGCAGAGUAUGUACAUGGAAAUGAGAGCUAAUUCUAGAAUUUGUGUUGUGUGUGCAUGUCUAUGUAUAAAUACACAAAGGACAUUACAAUGGUUUUGUUAGCAAAUACCUUGCACACAGCAGGAAAAGAAAUAACACAGUUUUGUUUCUUAAUAGCCGUGUAUCAUGGGCACACUAAAUUACUAGUUUUCAAAUUAUCUCUCUGUAAAAUGGCUAUUGUGUUAAAGUAUUUGUGAUGUGUAUGAUGAUAAAAGUACUUGCUGUAUUACCUAUCUGUUACAGUUGUUAUAAGGCACCAGUCACCUCACUGUAAACUAUGUCAUUUUCCCCUCCAGAUCCCACUCUGAGGUCCACUUUAUUAUCACCAUUUUAACAAAAACAAAGAAGAUUAGGAGGCAAGAAAAGAGGAAAAAGAAUAGUAAAUGGUGUAGUAACCACAAUAACUAUGAGUAUAUAGAAUUUGUGAGGCAAAGACAGGUUAUUACUUUGGAUCAAAAACAAAUUUGAGCUCUGAGCUGCUUCUAAGAGAUAAACAUAAUGAAGCUUAAUUUUAAGUGCAGGUGCAUGGUGGCUGCUACUUGGGACAAAUACUAAAAGGAUGCUCAUGUUGCCAGCUUUAUCCUAGAUGAAACAGAUUUUAAGGCAGAAAGCAUUUGAGGUUUGGAGUGUCAUUACAUACAGAGGAAAAAGUAAUCCUUUAGUAAGUUGGCCCUAAGUACAUAGUCCACAUAUCCACAGAAUUAUAAGGAAGAACUGACCAAGUAUAAUCAUAUAGAAGAUUCAAAUCUUAUUUCCUGGGGCUGGGGAUUUAACUCAGCGGCAUAAGCACCUGCCUUGCAAGCGUGUGGUCAUGAGUUCGAUCCCUGGUACCGGUAAAAAAAAAAAAAAAACAAACCUUAUUUCCUUUAGAAAUAGAUAAAGUUGUUUAGAAAUAGAUAAAGCUGGCAAACAAAAAUAGGAAGGAUAUAGAUUUUAGUAGGUAUCUUAUGCUCAGAAAAGUGAAAUUUUGUUUAUUUUUGCCAAAAACCACAUAACCAAAGCUCGGUACAGUAGUGUAUUCCUAUAAUUCCAGCAUUAUAGGAGGCUGAGGGAGGUGGAUGACAAGCUUGAGCCCAGCCUGGGCAAUUUAGCAAGACUCUCAAAAAAAGGGGGAGUGGUGGUGGCAAGGAUAUAGUCCUAUAAGAAGGGCCUGUGUCUAGUAUAUUGUUUUUCUUUUCAAUACGAAUGUCAGUCUGAAUGAAAAAAAAAAAGGCAAUAAAGGAAAAAAGUUGACUGAAACUCAGAUCUUUUAAAUCAAAUCAUGUAAGCUUUUUUUUUUUUUUUUUGUCUUUUUCAUUUUUAUCGGUACCAGGGAUCGAACUCACGACUGCCUGCUUGCAAGGCAGGCGCUUAUGCCGCUGAGCUAAAUCCCCAGCCCCUAAAUCAUAUAAGCUUUGAAAAAUUUAAUUGGCUUAAAAUAAACUUGGUACUUUUUCUUCAUAACACUUAUUAAAUAUAGAAUACAGCCCACUGUAAAUAUGGAAUAAAUCAUAGAAUUAUUUGUGGUAAUUGUUUCUCGGUUUACAGAAGUAGGGAUUUGGGUUGUAUUUUAUUGUGUCUUGCUUCUGUUCCUGAAAGGCCAGUUUUAAUUAUAUAGUAAGUCCACCCUGGCUUUAGAUGAUCAUAAAUUCCAAGGUCCCUGGCAAGGGAGGAAAAGAUUUGAGUGUGAUGCAAACAUACCAGUUGAAGGUAUUUGUCCUAUGCCCACAGAUCUGGGUUCUUACAAGUAAGCCUGCUUACGUGAGAUGAGAACGGGGUUCCUGGGACCAAAAAUUCAUCCACAGUGGAGAAGACCUAGCUAAGACCUCACCUCACAUCUUAGGGGAAGAAGCAGAAGAGACCCAGAAUACAGCACAUCUCAUAUUUGCUAAUCAUCUUGUGCAGGCAACAGAAAUGACCACAUUACAAGAGUCAUUCUCAUUUGACGAUUUGUCUGUGGACUUUACUCAGAAGGAGUGGCAGCUCCUGGAACCACACCAGAAGAACUUGUAUAGGGAUGUCAUGUUGGAGAACUAUAGCAGCCUUGUGUCGCUGGGGUAUAUAGUUAUGAAACCAGAUGUCAUCUUCAAGUUGGAGCAAGGUGAAGAACCUUGGAGCAGAGAUGAAGUUCAACAUUCAAACUGUUCAGAAGUCUGGCAAGUAGAGGAUCACGUGACAUGGCAACAGGACAGCCAAGACCAGCCUAGAAGUUUGAAAAGAUGUCAUGAAUGGGAUGCACUUGGAAAAAAUUUCACUCUCAGUGUGGAUUUUGUUCCUUUAAGAAAAUCAAACAAUGAAGGUGACUUACAUGGGUUGAUUUUGGAAGAUAAUUUAAAUUUGCUUAUCCCAGAAGCAGACUGUGAAAGAAGAGAGUCAGAUGACUUUAAUGUAUUCAAUAAAUUAUUUCUCAAUACCAAGCCUCAGGAAGCGGAUACUUGGUUAAAAUACUAUCAGUGUGAUAAAUGUGAUAGUAUUAACUAUAAGAAAUCCCAGAUUGUCAUUUAUCACCGAACUCGUCUAGGGGAGAAACUCUAUGAAUGCAGUGAAUGUAGAAAACGUUUCAGCAAGAAAUCAAGCCUCAUUAAACAUCAAAGCAGACACAUAAGAGAAAUAGCUUAUGGCUGUGGUAAAUGUGGGAAAACCUUUCCCCAAAAGUCACAAUUCAUCACACACCACAGAACUCAUACCGGAGAGAAACCUUAUGACUGUGGCCAGUGUGGGAAAGCCUUCUCUCAAAAGUCACAGCUCACAUCCCAUCAGAGGACACACACAGGAGAGAAGCCCUAUGAGUGUGGUAAGUGUGGUAAAGCAUUUUCCCGGAAGUCACAUCUCAUAUCACAUUGGAGGACACACACUGGAGAGAAGCCUUAUGGAUGCAGUGAUUGUGGGAGAGCCUUCAGUGAAAAGUCAAAUCUCAUUAAUCAUCAGAGAAUUCAUACAGGAGAGAAACCAUUUGGAUGCAGGGAAUGUGGGCGAGCCUUUAGCAGGAAGUCACAGCUUGUGACACAUCACAGGACUCACACAGGAACAAAGCCCUAUGGAUGUAGUGAUUGCAGAAAAGCCUUCUUUGAGAAAUCAGAACUCAUUAGGCAUCAGACAAUUCACACUGGAGAGAAACCUUAUGAAUGCAGGGAAUGUGGGAAAGCUUUCAGAGAGAGAUCAAGCCUCAUCAAUCAUCAGAGAACCCACACGGGAGAGAAGCCCCAUGAAUGUCUGCAGUGUGGGAAAGCGUUCUCCCAGAAGUCGCACCUCAUAUCCCAUCAGAUGACACACACAGGAGAGAAGCCUUUUGUAUGCAGUAAAUGUGGAAAGGCCUUUAGCAGAAAGUCCCAGCUUGUUAGACAUCAGAGAACUCACACAGGGGAAAAACCCUAUGAGUGCAGUGAAUGUGGGAAAGCCUUCAGUGAAAAGUUAAGUCUUACUAAUCAUCAGAGAAUUCAUACAGGAGAAAAACCCUAUGUGUGCAGUGAAUGUGAGAAAGCUUUUUGUCAGAAGUCUCAUCUCAUAUCUCAUCAGAGGACUCACACGGGAGAGAAACCAUAUGAAUGCACUGAAUGUGGGAAAGCGUUUGGUGAGAAGUCAAGUCUAGCAACUCAUCAGAGGACUCACACGGGAGAAAAACCCUAUGAAUGCAGGGACUGUGACAGAGCCUUUUCCCAGAAGUCACAGUUAAACACUCAUCGGAGGAUUCACACUGGAGAGAAACCCUAUGAGUGCAGUCUUUGUAGGAAGGCCUUCUUUGAGAAAUCAGAGUUAAUUAGACAUCAGAGAACUCAUACAGGAGAAAAACCUUAUGAAUGCAGUGAGUGCAGAAAAGCCUUCAGAGAGAAGUCAAGUCUCAUCAACCAUCGAAGAAUACACACAGGAGAGAAACCCUUCAAAUGUAGGGAGUGUGGCAAAGCCUUCUCUCGGAAGUCACACCUCAUUCCGCAUCAAAGGACACACACAGGUGAGAGGCCUUAUGGCUGCGGUGAGUGUAGGAAAGCCUUCUCGCAAAAGUCACAACUUGUGAACCAUCAAAGGAUUCACACAGGAGAGAAACCUUAUCAGUGCAGUGAGUGUGGGAGGGCAUUUUCCCAGAAGUCACAGCUCAUUAACCACCAUAGAACUCACACAGGACCAAAGUCCUAGGAGUUCAUAAGUGAGCCUAACACGUACACCUCAUUUGCUUCAGAAAAUGCAGUUAUGGUAAAUCUUGUCAUAAUAGUCAAUAUCCUGUUGUAUGUCAGACUGUACCUUAAGAUUAUUUAAAUGAAGUGUUGGAGGGCACAUUUCUGUAGGCAAGCAUACUUUCCUAUCAGAAUGCAUGGAAGAGAGAGAUCCUGUGAGUGCAGUGGGUCUCAGGAACCUUCCAAAGCAGUUGAGCCUUAUUUCUUGGACAGAUCAAGGAGGAACCCUGUGUCAGAAAAGUUUUCAGAGUUCAGUCUCAUUAGCCAUUAGAAAUUUUCCCACGGCAUAGCUAGUGUGCUAUACUUUUAUUCAGAAAUGACAGCUCAUUGUUCUUUAGAAAAUGACCUGAGGAAUGAAAUUAUAUGAAAAAAUUAAAUGUGGAAGAAUCUUCAUUAAGUGACCUAACUGCACUGCAUUUUGGAAAGUUCAUAUUGCCGGUAAACCUAACAAACAUAUUGGAACGGUUUAUUUGUAGAAACAAUGCUACGAGGGUAAGCAAUACAGGUUUGUCUUUUUGAGGUGAAGCGUUACUAUGUAGUUCAAACUGGCCUUUUAUCAACUAUGUCAUCCAGGAUGACCUCGAACUCACAGCAUUCCUCCUGACUCAUCCUCUUGAGUGCUUGGGUUACAGGCAUAAACUAUUGUGACUCAAUACUCUUCUUAUAGACAUGAGUUCAAUCUCAAUUCCAAAUGGCUAAUGAGUGUUCACUCUGAAAUGUGAAGUUUUAAAACAUGAAUAAAUUGAAUCAUUGAAAAAUCCAAAGAAGAAAAUUCCUAUUAGUGUUUGUGAUUUAUUUUCCAUUGUAACAUAUUACAUAUUUUGAUUUCACUUUGCAGUUGAAACAGUGUAAUUGUUGGUACCGAUAGAAACGAAAAAGACCAAAAAAAAAAAAAAAUCUUGAAACAGUGUAAUUGGGAGCAUGAAAUGUGUAUGCCUUAUAGUGUCUUUUGGUAAGUCAAGACAUAUUGUCUAUCUCUACUGUUUCUACUUUAAUUAUAUGAAAAGAAAAACUCAUAACCAGUUGCUGAAUAAGUAGAUUAAAUAAUACCACAAUUCUUUUAUCCUUAAUAUUUGUUUGCAUAUGUUUUUACUCUCUGUUUAGUAAAGAGUUGAACAUUUAUUAGUUUCCUACACUCACAGAAUCUGAGAAAUUCUGUUAAGUUUUCAAAGACUAGAACCACAGUAGCAAUAUUGAUGUUUGAGUGAGCAGAAGGGUAUGUGAACUAUGUUCUCCUUAGCACUCACCUACAUGAAAGGAUGUCUUGCUGUAAAAUUAAUUCUCUCAUUUGUUGAGCCUUUCCCAUUUGUCUUGCGUGUAUAUCUUAAGUGCUAUAUACCCAACAGUGCACUGUACUUCAAUUUCCUAUGAUACAUGAAUAUAUUGUGCUGCUGUUGUUUUGUGGUGUUUGAUAAAAUACCUUGUAAAAACUUAGAGAUGGAGAAACCAACUAUUGACAAGUUACUUUUCAGAAGAUGUGAAAUACUGAGAAUUUUGUGAUUAAAAAAUGACUGGACUGGGGAGUGGGAAGCCCAGAGGUAGAGUGCUAGCCUACCAUGCAGAAUGUCAUGGGCUUUGUCCCAGGAACUGCUCAAAAAAUGUGAAAAUUCUUGACAUAUUCAGGGAUGUGUUUUGCCUUUCUGUAUUUUUGGGGUUACUGACAAGUGUUAGGAAAUACAAUUCCCCUUUUUCUUUCUUUGAAAGAAUAUUUGUUUUACCAUCUUUUACUUGUUGCCUCAGCCAAGUGGAAAACUGGCUGGCAACCUACUACUGUUUUACUGUUAGUUUUCCUUUUAAAAGACAUGAAGCAGCUCUUAGGUAAGUUAGAAUUUUGUAGUUUUUCUCUCUGUGAUAGUGCUUGAAGUUGACAUUUUUGUAUUGUAAUGAAACUGACAAGAAUCUGACAUUAAGCUUGAUUCCAAAGUUUAGAAAUGUAGAUUUCUUUUAUGCACAAUUUUUUUUCAAGAUUUCUCUUAUGCACAAAAAUUUUUUCAAAAUGAUAUAUUUUAUCUUUGAUUCCAACAGUAUUUUUUCCUUUAAUUACAAGCAUGCAGCUUUGUUGGAAAGUUGGAAUUCUUAAUAAGAAUAAACCAAUGGUUGUGAACCUACAGGACACAGGCUGCAGUGGGCUGGUACCACUGAAAGUUCUAAAAGGUUCAUCACUGUUCUAAAUGAAGAUACCAGUAUUUCCAUAUAUUUAUAACCCUAUCUUUCCUCAUAGUAAUGUUCAUUUCUUUUAAUAGUAAUUUCUAAAGCAUCUAGUUUCUCAAUUUUUAGAUUCAUACUCAAAUUUGUGGACUUCCUACUUUUCUUCUUAAUACCUGAAAGUUGUUUUGCCAGAUAAGGGUGACAAACCUUUGUAAAUGAACAAACAUUAACAGGAUGAUGUUAUACUUUGUGACUCUACUCAUUUCUCCCAUCCAUCCAUCAUGAUUUUUCUUUACUAGUAACAGAAAUGAGGCAUUAGAUAUUGGACUGGGUCAACAGUCUUAUCUAAGAAUGUCAUAAUUUUGCUUAUUGUGAUUCUAGGAUACUCCAUUGACUGUUAAUGAGUUAACCUUAAUAUAGCCUUCAGGAGACAGUAGAACCUCUGCACUAGCAUAUUUACUCAGUGUCCAAAAAAAAGGACCUGUAACAGUCAGGUUGCAAUUGUAGGGUGUGCAUAUGCAGACCACAGAGAAGUCCGUAUCAUUUAACACCUCAUGUGAACCCAUGUGGCUUUCAGGCUCCCAGAGUGAUACCUUGUUCUGAAGGAGCUCAGAUUCUAAAAAUAUAAACCUUUGGUGUUUGUUUUUAAAAUAAUCUUAAUAAACUAUAGGAAUGUGUCUGUUUCUCUCAUGGGUUUCUACCACAGACUCCACACUGAAAAAAAGAUGGUUGUAGACCAUUUGUCCCUGUGGUUUCAUAGAGCACCACAAGGCAUACCAUGUGGAAUGCUAAAUAGAGGAAGCAUUCUUUUCCUUUUCCCCACUAGGUUUCCCCUGGAAUUGUACACCAAGGAUGGUUCCAUUGUAAUCCAUUUACUAAGUUACGGGGAUUUUUGGAGGUCCAGUCUCUGGAGUUUGAGACCUGUCUCUAAUGUCCUUUCUGCUCUGGUUUUCUUUGAGGCCUUGAUAUGGUUAUCUGUGAAUCUAUGUUUUUAAAAAUUUGAUUUCAAGAAUAAUACUUUAGAAUCAUGAAAUGAAAUAAAUUGGAAGAAUAUCAGCUUUAUGUAACAGUAUCUUUAUUGAGUAGCAGACAUAGAUCUGCAAACAUUUGGAUACAUACUUGAGGCCUCCUAGGUGAUUUAAUCAUUAUCCAUCAGUAUAUGUCCAGGUCAUCAUUCCUCUGUGCUUGUUAAUCUAUAGAUACAGUUCCAGCAGUCUUUCACAUUUGCAGUAUCUGCCAUGUCCUAAGUGUUCACAGGCUCAUCCGUGUAGCUACUAGUGUAUUUUGUGUACUUUCCCUUUGUUUUUACUUCAUUUUCAUAGUGAUUAUCAACUCUUCUCACACACUUCCAUGAUGAAAUACUGUGUGACUUAUUGUGCACUUAAAAUGUAGUAACCUCCUUGUAUGCCAGGACUUCUAUGUCAUGCAUAUUGAUAAUUUGUAAGUACCUUAUGUUUCCACCUAUGGAAUAUUUUCUCACCUUUGUGACCUACUUGCAGUUUCUUAAGAUUUCAAUAGUUUCAUCUCAUGUUUUUGCAAAUCUGCAGUGAAACGCCCUUGUUAUUUGUUACUGCUUGUCCAGUACUAUAAGUCUGUUCAUGACAACAUGUGUUUGUCACUAUGGUAACAUAAUCAUUGCAUGUUUUCUAUUAGAAGUCUCCUAUGUAUAUACUAGAAGAAGCUGGGCCUCUAUAUAAUUUUAGAAGCUGGGAGUAUUUUUGAAUGUGGGUGCUUUCGGUGGCUUUAUUUCCAGCCCCAUGGAAUGAAACAUGAUCUGCAGUGACAAGAGUUAAUCUGUCAUGGAAUCGUUGUCUAGAAAGGGCUAAUUUUGUGUUGAUGUCUGGUUCACCUUGUCUGCCUGUCCAUAUUUAUCUCUGCCCUUUCUAUUCCUGGACUGUUGAGCUCUUCUGUGAGAUAUUUGAAAUAUCAUCUAAUAAAUUCUCACAUUUGUUUCAGCUUUCUUAAA